ACCCGGGGCUCGCGUCACAGUCACAGCCCCCGUGGCCUGCGGAACCGCCUUAUCAGCGGCUGUGAAAACCACGGACCCUCCGUGGCAGUGCCUGGGCCUUGGGCAACAGCCUCCCCUCCCCGAGAUCGUCGCCAGUGUCCCGCGAUUUCAGAAGUCGAGCAGGGCGGGACCAGGCUGAGAAAAGCCGCAGCGGAGCUCCAGGGAUGUCCAGGCCGAUCCCCAAGGAUCCCCACGAUGCUUCAGGCCUGCUCAGACGCUGUGGGGGAUCUUCAAGGGCAAUUCCACCACUGUCUGGGCAUGGACACUCACAACAUCACUGACCGCUCUGACCACAUGACCGCCAACUGCCACUGGGUCCAUCAUAUCACAAAUACAAGUUCCUCAACCUGGCUCAGGCAGCCCCUGCCUGGUUUCUGCCUUGCCCUUGGUCUUCUCUCCUGGGGGCCUGCCAGGCAUGAGCCAUCUGGGCACUACCACAGAUCACGCAGCUGGUUAACUUCAAAGCUGAGACCAAAAUCCAGCACCAUGCGUCCAGUGCUCUUUCUUCUGCAACAACUACAGAGCUCUGAUGUCCUUCUUUGUCAUGGCAUCCAAGGAUGGCUGAAUGAACAUCAUGUACAAUGUACUGGAGAUGGUUGCUGUGGACAAGCAGCCUGUGACCAACUGCAAUCCCUGGAUGUUGCUGUACUUCAACCCUUCCUGAUUAUCAUCACCUUCUUCAUGUGUGUGGGUAUCACAGUGGAGAAUUCCACAAGUGCCAGGAGCACCAGGAGGUUGACGAGGCACUGCAGUACCUGGAGAAGAAGCACCAGAGUGAGUGGGCACCUGCGAAGGGCAUGGGCCACCAAGCUUUGGCCCCUCUGCCUUGGCCUGACCCCAGCCUCCUAGGCCUUUGGAGCUGGAAGAGAAGAAAAGGUACAGCCCCUGUUCCCAGGGCUCAGUUGCUUCUCCCAGCAUCUUCCGGUACAGGGGACAGCCCCAUCAGUGUCCACCCAGAGUCCAAUGGCUGACACCACUGCCAACCUGAGUGAUGCUCUGGGGGGUUCAGUCCAGGCAGAGGACAAAGGCAGAGGAUGGUUGCCCUGUGCUGGGUCCUGGGCCAUGGGAGACCUGCCCUCUCUAAAGGCAGGCCCAGAGCCCCAGCCACAGGCUUGUGUGGGGCAGAUGGGGAGAAUCAGUGUGCUGUCUUUACUGUCACCCUUCCUCAUGAUUUCUCCUGGUGCUGCUGCUGCGUGGAGGAGAUCUAACACCGAUCCCAGUGCCUGGGAUGGACCAACAUCUUUCCUCUUGCUUCCUUCCUUUUUCCAACUCUCUGUCCUUUGUGCUCUGUGCCCUUCCUCUUGGCCCCAACCCUCUGUGGUCUGUGCUACUCCCCCUGCACCCCAUGCAGAUGCACAGUGGCUGCCCUACUCUGCCACCUUUUGUCUGCCACCUGGCUGCUCAUCCACUCCAUGUGUGCCAGCCGCUACCUGAACAUCUUCACCAUCAUCUGCCUCAGUGUGGCCACCAUGUCCCUGGGAUCAGGCCCUCAUGAUCCCACUGGGUGAUGACCUGAGUCUCAAGGACCCCACAGCCUGCCCACCUGGCCCCAAAGACAGCCAGGUGUGCUCCCCUGGGGGCUCCUGGGUGGGGGGUCUGUCAUUGAAGGCUGGCCCUUGCCUUUCCAGGCAGGACCCCCACUUCUUUUCAGUCUACCAUGUAAGUGGUACUCACUGUGUGCUAGGCCUUCAUUUCCUGUUGGUUAGAUGAGGGCAGCAGGGCUCAGAGAGGUGGAGCAACUUGCUUAAGGUUACACAACAACAAGCCCAGCCACCAGGCUCCAACCCUGACACCAGCAAGCGCUCACUGCUGCCUCUUGUUUCUGGUAUUUUUUGUCCAUUCAGUGAGGACCAUCCCUGUCUAGUGGGAUUUUGGGGCUGAAGCAAACAGGGGAGUCACACCAGGCACAAGCACCUACUGUGUGCAGGAACUCUGCCUGUGCCAGCUGUUUGUCUGCCCCACAGUUCUGUGUGACAGGGAUGACUUGUCCCUGCCUCACACUCAAGGAAAUGGGAGUUCUGAGAAGUACGGUGAUGUCCACAUCACAUGGCCAGAAAUGAUAGAGCAGGGUGAUACCCAUGGGGCUAAGGCCAAAACCUCUGUGUCCCAGUCUGAGAAAUUCUGCAGGGCAGGAAGGGCCCCUUGCUGAUCUUGUAGAAUUUGGGGGUUAGACAUCAAGACAAAGGCUCAUGACCUCAAGGCCAAGGUGGUCCUGCCCUGCUUGGGGUGGAGGGUGAGGGGUGUAAGGGACAGCCUGUGGGAUACCCUGUGCUUGACACCUCUGACUUCCAGAAUGACCCUCCAUCAAUUCGGCAUAGGCUGGGGAGUGGGGGAGAGUUCUUCCUACCCCUUCCAUGCCAUUUCUGUCCCCUCCCUGAUUGUUAACAGUUCCUGCAGCUUCCUGCACCCCCAUGGUGCUCUCCUACAGAGGAUGUCAGGGCACAGAGUUUCUGGGACUCAGUUGGGCAGGGUGCAGUCUUUUGUGCCAGACCCAGCAAGUCAUAGGAGGCUGGGAUGGAAUGAGGUCAUCUGCCUCGCAGGAGCAUUAAGGUAGCUCUUGAGGAGUUUUCUCUGCAGGAGUCACUGUGGGUUGCAGACUGAGGAAUCCAGGGGCCAGGGAAUGCCUAGGAAGGAAUGGCAGGGCCAGCUGUUUUGUAUGCAACACCCCAGCACAGUGGCUGGGAAGAAGGGGUUACUCUCCUUUGAUGUGGAAACUGAGGCUCACCAAAGAGAAGGGACCCACCCAAGGUGAAGCUCAUGGAACACACGUGUUGACCACUCAGUCUGUCUUCUGAUGCCUUCUCAAGCCAUGCCUGGGCUUCUGCACUUGUCCAAGGUCUGUACCAGGGGAAGUCACUAACUGCCUGGAUCAUCUGAUGGGCGUUCUGGAGGUGGGGUCCUUUCACCCAAGUUUUGGAAGACGGCCAGGUAGAGGAGGUGAGAGGAAGGUCAUGCUAGCCCUGAGGAUAGCCCAAGCAAGGUGCUGUGGAGCAGACCAUGAAGGCAGCUGCCCUCCUCGUCCAUUUUGCCCCAUCCUACCUCCCUUUCCUUGCAGAGUGAGCCAGACCCAUCUGAGCCCAUCCAUAUGGGAGACCUGGGCAAAUGCUUCUUCCCCUUAUCCUCUACAGCCAUCUCACCAAGACAACUUCCUGUGUGAGAUGGAAGAGAUGCCAUUCAACCCGGUCUGGUCCUGGAUGAAACAUGAGAACAGUUAAGGCCCCUCACCUCUGUUUCCUGUUGUGCUCACAAGUGGAAAGUCAACACAGAAAGAUCAUGCUUUAGGAAUGAUGCAAUUACAUCCAUAAAAGCUCAAAAGACACGUGGAAGGAAGACGUAUUAUCCUCCAUUUAUGCCAUUAAAUUCUGCUAAUAAAUACAAACCCAAUUAUCCUUCCCAUCAGCCUUCAUACCCGAGGUGAGACAUACAUGUGUGGUCAUCAGUGCUGAAGCCAAGUCAUGACAACUUCCUGGGAUGACGUCCACCUACUUCUUGUUCAAGAGAUCAUUGCCCUGGAAUAAGCUCUUUCAUAGUUUUGAAAUCAGCAUAUCAAUUCCUCCAAAUUUGAAUACAAUUCAGAAGUACAUUUGUAUCAAAUUCAUAGAUCAACUGAAGGAGAACGAACAUCAGUACAAUAUAAAGUCUUCAGAUCCGUUAGGUGUUAUCUUCUUUUCAUUAAUGGUUUAUCAGUGGUUUAAUAAAAUCCCAUGUAGUUUCUUUUUCCUUUUCCUUUUCCUUUUUCUUUUUCUUUUUUCUUUUUUGGAAAUGGAGUCUCCCUCUGUUGCCCAGGCAGGAGUCCCGUGGUGUGAUCUCGGCUCACUGCAAUCUCCACCUUCCAGGUUCAGGCUAUUCUCCUGCCUCAGCCUAUAGGCACAUACCACCACACCCAGCUGACUUUUGUAUUUUCAGUAGAGAUGGAGUUUCACCAUGUUGGCCAGGCUGGUCUCAAACUCCUGAUUUCAAAUAAUCCACCUGCAUCAGACUCCCAAAGUGCUGAGAUUACAGGCAUGAGCCACCACACCCGUCCCAUUAUUAUGUGGCUGGAUUUGAAUAUUUUAACAGCCUUCCUUUGUUAACCUUUCAAUCUAUGAUGAUUAUAUAUCUCUUCAUUUAUGAAAUUAUUUCUAAAGUAUCUAUUAAUAUAGCUUUUUAAUUUUUUUGAGACAGAGUUUCACUCUAUUGCCAAGGUUGGGAUGCAGUGGCAACAAUCUCAGCUCACUGUAACCUCUGCUUCAUGGGUUCAAAUGAUUCUCUUGCCUCAGGCUCCUGAGUAGCCAGGAAUACAGGUGUACCACCACUCCUAGCUAAUUUUUGUAUUUUUAGUAGAGAUGUGGUUUCAUCAUGUUGGUCAGGGUGGUCUUGAACUCCUGACAGGUGAUCCACCCACCUUGGCCUCCCAAAGUGCUAGGAUUAUAGGUGUGAGCCACCGUUCCUGGCCAAUAGAGCUUUUUAAAACAACGAGGAAUAAUUAACAUCUUCAUAGUACUGAGUUUUUAACCAUGAAUAUGGUAUAACUUUGCAUUUAUUUAGGUCCACUUAUGUACCUUUGAACAUAGCUUUGGAAUUUUCACUCAAAGGCAUUGAACUAUCUGCAGUCAUUGUGGCCACUUAAUGUGUCUGUGCUAUGGGAAAUGUUACCUCUUCUAAAUAUUUCUUUUUCUGCUAGUUUGUUCUUGGUUCAUAAGAUCAAUUGAUCUCUGUACUGAUUUUGAAUGCAGAAAACUUGCUACACAUUUAGGAUUCUAAAGGUGAACAUAGAUUCUUGGGUUUCUGAGAACACAAUAACGUCAUUGUGAAACAAUGAUAGUUUUGUAUCUUCCUUUCCAGUUUUAAGUACUUUUAUUCUGUUUGCUUGUUUGUUUUUGUUUUCCUUCUGGUUUUACUGCAUUUUCUAGUACCCUUAGUAUAAUCUUGGGAAGUUAUAACUAUGUGAACUCAUGUAUUUUGCCUGAGCUAAAAUAAAAUAUUCUUAACACGACACUGUUCCGUAUGAUAUUGAUGAUAGGACUCUGUGCAGGUGCCUUUCUCAGGUUAAGGCAUUUUCUU
Messenger RNA from Callithrix jacchus (white-tufted-ear marmoset), 5082 nucleotides. RefSeq lists its product as uncharacterized. The record is from RefSeq and is a predicted model, not a curated record. Lineage: Eukaryota; Metazoa; Chordata; Mammalia; Primates; Cebidae.